Messenger RNA from Anarrhichthys ocellatus (wolf-eel), 1167 nucleotides. It is a transcript of the gene edaradd, whose product is annotated as EDAR-associated death domain. The record is from RefSeq and is a predicted model, not a curated record. Gene Ontology annotation, molecular function: protein binding. The coding region runs from base 131 to 799 and encodes 222 amino acids. Gene Ontology annotation, biological process: signal transduction. NCBI's taxonomy places the organism in Eukaryota, Metazoa, Chordata, Actinopteri, Perciformes, Anarhichadidae. The transcript is spliced from 6 exons.
UUGGUGUGAGCUGCCGCCGCUGGGCUGCUGUCCGCGCGUGUUCUGACUUCCGACUGAAGGAUUACAGUUAGUUUUGAACCUGUUGACGUUACAUACGGACUUUAUAUCUUACCUUGAUACAUCCCGCUGCAUGGUGGACGUCAUAGAUUCAACAAUGAGCAGUCUGAGGGCGUUUAAGGAACCAUUUGACGGAAGCAGCUCUGAACCUGUGGAGGACACAGACACCACCAGCUUUGUGGCAGAAUUUUCCCUGGAGGCCAAUUAUCCAGUGCAGGUGACAGAUCCUAAUGAUGCUGUGACACUUCACCUGAGCUCCAUGGCCUCUGGAUUCCUGAGCCCCUCCUCAGACAGAAUAAGACAGCCAGUUCAAGAUGUUGAAGAAUGCACCUGCCCAACAUCUACAUCACCAGACUACCCCAAAGAACUGCAGUUACUAAGCAGCCCCUGUGAAAAGUGCUGCUGCCCAGCACCUCCUCCCAAGAUAAGUGACCUCAUGAACGACAAAGAUCUCCUGGACUUAUUGCGGCUCAAGCUGGAUCCGAAUCACUGCACCAUCAAAAACUGGAAGAACUUUGCAAGUCGCUGGGGGAUGAGCUACGAUGAACUGACCCUGCUGGAGCACCGGACCCAGGGCUCCUUGUCCCACAGCCCCACCCAGGAGUUCCUGCUGCGCUACAACCAGAAGACGGUCACUGAGCUCACCGAACUUUGCCGCAUCUACCAGCGCAUCGAUGUGCUACGACUGCUGCAGAGCUGGAUAGAGAAAGACUGGCCGUCACGCUGGCAACAGGCUCAUUAACUCCAUGUAUAUUUUCCUUUGGUCAGGGUUGUACUUGUUAGGGAUUUCUUCUACUACGUAAGCUUUUCAUCGUUAGUAACUUUAGUAAGUGAUCUUAAGAAAAAGAUAAAACAAUGACCAACAGACAGAAUAGCACAUACAAGACGUACAGCUGAUUAACAGUUGUUGUUUUUUUCUUUUAGCCAUGCUAGCCGCCUGGCUCUAUGGCAAUGUUGUUUUGUCUGAUGGCCAAUCUGUUGUUCUGUCGGUUGUUCCACCACUUUGGUCCCUGGUUAUUUAACUGUUAGACAGAGCACACAAACAUUUUGUACAAAUAUUCAUGAUUUUAAUUACCUGAAUUUCUCCAUUUGGGAUCAAUAAAGGCUUAU